ACCUCGGAGAUUAUGUUUGUGUCCAUCUGCACCUGUGAGUUCUUCAUGAAGGUCUAUGUGGACCCCAUCCACUACUGGAAGGAUGGCUACAACCUACUGGAUGUGAUCAUUCUCAUCAUUAUCUUCAUCCCCUAUUCCCUCCGUGAGAUCCAGGGAAACUACUACCCCUACCUCAACAUUGCUGAUGGCAUCCAGUCCCUGCGAGUCCUCAAGCUUAUCACCUAUAGCCGGGGCAUCCGGACACUCAUCACUGCCCUGGGUCAGACAGUCUACACCGUGGCCUCUGUGCUCAUCCUGUUCUUCGUUCUGAUGUACAUCUUUGCUAUCUUGGGCUUCUGCCUGUUUGGAGUUCCAGAGAAGGGUGACCAGGAUAACUGGGGGAACCUGGCUGUGGCUUUCUUCACCCUCUUCAGCUUGGCCACGGUCGAUGGCUGGACAGACCUGCAGGAGCAGUUGGACAACCGGAAUUUGGUUCUGAGCCGGGCAUUCACCAUCAUCUUCAUCUUGCUUGCCUCCUUCAUCUUCCUCAACAUGUUCGUGGGCGUGAUGAUCAUGCACACUGAGGACUCCAUCAAAAAGUUUGAGAGAGAUCUGAUGCUGGAGAGGCACAUGACACUUAUGGAGGAGAAGCAGGUGAUUCUGAGGCGGCAGCAGGAGGACGUCAGCAGGCUGAUGCAGACACGGAAAAGUGUUGACUAUAAAAGUUUCAGUGAGCUGGUGGGGAACUUCAAGAAGACCCUGAGGCACACUGACCCCAUGGUCUUAGAUGACUUUGGUACUAGCAUGCCCUUCAUCGACGUCUACUUGUCCACUUUGGACAACCAGGACACUACUAUCUACAGGCUUCAAGAAUUGUACUAUGAGAUUGUGCACGUGCUGGGCCUGAUGCUUGAAGACUUGCCCCAGAAGAAGCAGUCCUGGUCCUUGGAAAACAUUGAUGAGAAGUAGUGGAGUAUGGGGGUGCCCAGGCACUGGGGACCUUGCAGGUUGUGACAAGCCCCCAUUAAACACAGGCUUUCUGAGUUG
Messenger RNA from Galeopterus variegatus (Sunda flying lemur), 1026 nucleotides. It is a transcript of the gene CATSPER3, whose product is annotated as cation channel, sperm associated 3. The record is from RefSeq and is a predicted model, not a curated record. Gene Ontology annotation, biological process: monoatomic ion transport; transmembrane transport. Lineage: Eukaryota; Metazoa; Chordata; Mammalia; Dermoptera; Cynocephalidae. The transcript is spliced from 6 exons. Gene Ontology annotation, molecular function: monoatomic ion channel activity. Gene Ontology annotation, cellular component: membrane. The annotation marks the transcript as partial.